UGGAGUAUCAGUCUUUUUUCCAGCUCUAGCAAGUCGCUGUUUUCGAAGAUCUAAUACAUAAUAAUUAAAUUAAAAGUCGUUGGAAAACCCCCAUAGCUGUGAUAGCAACAAGUAUACCGAGCAAGUGUCGUGCAGCAAUAAGCAAUAAUACCCUUGUGUACUCACACGGUCACGGCGCACAGACACAGCACCCACACACACACAGGCACACAAACGAAAGUCGCAGAGACAACAAUUCGAAAAACGAAGAGUGGAAAAGCCCCGAAAACCAAAGUUAAUCUCAGUUUAAUUGAAAACACAUCAAUCCUCGAAAAUGCCACCAAAGGAGCGCAACAUAGCCGUCAUGGGCUACCGAUCAGUGGGAAAAUCGUCGCUCAGUAUACAAUUCGUGGAAGGCCAGUUUGUCGACUCCUAUGACCCCACCAUCGAGAACACAUUUAGCACGCACACAAAAGUCAAUUCGCAGGAGUACACUGUGAAGCUCAUCGACACGGCCGGCCAAGAUGAGUACAGCAUAUUCCCGGUGCAAUACAGCAUGGAUUUCCACGGCUACGUGCUGGUCUACUCGAUAACCAGCCAAAAGUCCUUUGAGGUGGUCCAGAUCAUAUACGAGAAGCUGUUGGAUGUGAUGGGCAAGAAAUAUGUACCUGUGGUGUUGGUGGGCAACAAAACCGACUUGCACCAGGAACGCACCGUUUCGACAGACGAGGGCAAGAAGUUGGCCGAGACCUGGCGAGCAGCGUUUCUCGAAACCUCCGCCAAACAAAACGAGUCUGUGGGUGAUAUUUUCCAGCAGCUACUGAUCCUGAUUGAGAACGAAAACGGGAGCCCCCAGGAAAAGAGCAGUUGCGUUAUAUCAUAAGGCUGGAUAGUUGAAACUUUGGCACUAGGAACUGUUGGGAUUGUGGCGAAUCGCAAUGGCAAUAUGAAAAUCGAUUAUGUCUUAUCUACACAGUUGGGCCCAGCGUUCGUUGACGGGGCAGGCCAUGCCCCUUGUGCGCAGCAGGAAAAUUUACAAAACCUAAUAGCUUUAAGUCCACAUACAGAAAAUAACCAACGUCAACUGAUUUAGAUGCGGCCGCAAUUGCUGCCCAGCAGGUUUUGCGGUCCGCUUUUAGCGCUAUACAACAGGUUUAAGUUAGUACACUUUUUCACAAUAACAUUUCAGUUACAAAGUUCA
This is a messenger RNA of Drosophila serrata, 1180 nucleotides long. It is a transcript of the gene Rheb, whose product is annotated as Ras homolog enriched in brain. Gene Ontology annotation, cellular component: membrane. Gene Ontology annotation, molecular function: GTPase activity; GTP binding. Gene Ontology annotation, biological process: signal transduction. The record is from RefSeq and is a predicted model, not a curated record. Lineage: Eukaryota; Metazoa; Arthropoda; Insecta; Diptera; Drosophilidae.